UUGCCUUGUCAAAUAGGAACUUGUUUGUCUUUGUGGUUCAUCAGUGUCGCAAGAGCGGAUUUGUUAAAGUAACAGAUAGUAGGCUAUAAUGCGCGCGGAGGAGAGGAAGGGGCUGCAGUCUUCUGUGUCUCUCACAAACAAACGAGCUCUGGAUUCAAAUCGAGUCGCAACUGACAAUAUUAUCAUUUUAUCAAACGAAUAGCGAACGCUCUGUGCUAAAUCUAUACCAGUAUUCAAAUAAUAGGACUAAUGUAACCGUUACAUUUAAGAUUUUACGUUUUUUUUAUUUUUUUUUAUUUUUUUUUUAUUAAUCUUUCUGAAAUGUUGAUGCGAGGAAAAUUUAAAUUUUAAUCUGGUUAAACUUGCUGAAAGGUUUCAUAUUAUGACCCUUUUUACUCAUAUUGUGUAUUUUGGUGGUUGAUUUAUUUUUUUUGGAAGUUAAAUCUCAUUUAUAAUGUGGACGCGAUCUACACUCAAGUUUCUCCUCGGUGUUUUAGCUGCGAUUAAAGUUCAGCCUGCCCCAGAAGAGCUGUGUCCUCGACAAGAGCCCCUUCCUGGAGUUUUGGUCUUGAAGUUGGGAAGCAAUGUUGUGUUUGGCUGCAGGGGCAGUAUCACUGUGGACGGUGUGCCAUUGGCUUCAGCCAGUGUCAUGAAUAAAAAAUACAGCAAGCAGAGAGACAUCACAGUCAGCUGGACAUCCCAAAAGCGUUAUGCUAGUGCUACACAGCUAACCAGUAUGAAGGGAAAUGCUACAAAUGGGACAUACCAAAACACUGAUUCUGCAAUGCACACCAAUGCUAAAGGGGACACAACGGUCACUGUUAAACCUCCUGUAACCAUAAGAAAGGAGCAACACACUUCUAGACGUGUUUUGCGUGCUGUCACUCAAACUACUGGACAGGAGGAAGAGGUCUUCGGUAUCACCAUGGGGACAGAUUUUGAGCAAGAUGAUUACGAGGACUAUGAUUAUGAAGAGGAACGGUCCAGGGUGACAAGAGGCAUCAAAAAGAAAACACGCUGGACUCUCAAUGGACGACAAGUGCAUGCUGGAGUGGAAAGGGGAAUGAUUUUAAGACGGCCUCAUCUCAGCUUGGCAGAUGCUGGGAAUUACAGCUGCUACAGAGGAGAGAGACUCAUUUCCACAGUCAGAAUCAGCGUAGGGGUGCCCCCAGAGAGACCCACUCUCUACUGCUACAGGAAGUUUCACACAAGUAAAGUCCGCUGUGAUUGGACUUCCAAAAAUCCAGUAACCCCACGGCCACUGUGUUACCUUAUUAUAAGACGAUUUUUUGGCAACGCCACUCGUAUCCCUUGUUCAUUCUCCCGCUCCCGCUGUUGGUGUGCUUUUCAUAUGGAAGAGGGUGACAGAGAUCUCCAUAAAGCAAAACUGUGCGUGUCUAACACAGCAGGCAGUGCCAUGAGCACUUACCUCAACUUCAAGCUGCACGACAUCCUUAAGCCAGACCCUCCGGCUCAAGUGGUGGUGAAAGCAGUUGAGGGUCAGAAGCAUAGGCUUGAAGUAUACUGGUCUUAUCCCAGUUCCUGGAAGCAUGGCUUCUAUGUCUUGCAUUUCCAGCUGAGAUACAGACCACAAUUCCAUGAGCAGUACCAGACAGUGCUUAUAGAUGACAGGAUGGACAGACAGUUGUCCUGGACGAUUUAUGAUGCUCUGCCACACAUUCAGUAUGAAGUGCAGCUCAAGGCCAAGGAUGAGUUCGACGGCGUCUGGAGUGACUGGACUGACACGGUCUAUGCAGUCACUUGGACAGCUCCUGAGACGACUACUACCUCUGAGAGUAUUACUUUGGAGCCCCUUGAGACGUUUCCUGAAGGUUCAGGAGGAUCUGGAGAAGACCCUGGUGUAGAAUCAGAGGCAAUAGAUGAGGCUGAUUAUACUGCAUAUGCUAGAGUGUGGCUGUAUGUGCCGUGUGUUUUUGGGAUGUGUUUUCUUGUAGUCUUCACCCUGCUUACAGUCCAUUUACUCAGGAAUAGGCUGCAUUUCAUGUCUAAAAUAGGAAAACAGACUUUGCCCUUUGCAUUCUUCCUUCAUUCCCCUCGACCUGUUCCUGCUCCUGUUCUCUCUGAGCAGCUUCCAGAGGAGGGAAAGUCACUGAUGUCUCCUCCCAAAUACAGCCAGGAAGACUUCCUUCCUGUUCAGCAAGAGCUGCAGGAGUGCAUUCAUCUGCAUAACAUGGAUUACUUCCUGUCUCCAGGCAAAGACAGACAUGAGUAAACAGAAGAAAUAUACUGUGAUAGACUAAGAAUCACACAAUGGGAUUUGUGUUCAAUAACAGUAUUGUGAGUGCAAACUCAAGUAUGAGUGUUACUGUAUAGACAAAGCAAUUCAUCUUGUUCUGCAUUAUUUUUGAAUACUAUCAGAACCAUUUGUAAAUAAUAAUUUUUAAAGCAAUUACUAUAAAAUGCCUGCCAUCUGUUGACAAUGUGAAGCUAAAGCACUUUUAUUAAUAGCUCUGGAUGUGAGUGUCUGCUAAAAGCCUUAAGUGAAUGUUAAGAUAAUCUCAUUCAACAUAAAAAAAAAAUGAUUUAGACGCAUACCUUGUUUAAAAAAUAUAUAUAGGAAUUGAGAUUAUGGUGAGUAACUUACAGUGAAAGUGAGUGGGACCAAUUUUUGGCGGAUGUGAAGCGUUUUAUCAUUUAAGGGUUUUAUGAAUUAUUACAUUAUUCAAAUAUGUCCAUUGUAAAACCAUUGUAAAAUGGUACACAACUUGACAGAGAAAAUGCUAGAAAGACCACAUUCACACAAGUGCAGAAUACUGUUGUCAUUACUGUAUUUGAGUUCUUAAAGAGACAGUUCACCAAAAAAUGGAAAUUGAUUUACUCACUUUCAAACCAUCCUAUGUUUAUUCUUCUAUUCCUUCUUCUUUCAGAUGAAUACAGUUUGAGUUAUAUAAAACAAAAUCCUGGCUCUUACAAGCUUUACAAUGGCAAAUUGAAUUGUGGUCCAAAUUUUGAAGCAAAAUUAAGUGCAUCCAUCCAUCAUAUAAAAUGUGUUCCACUUGAUUCAAUAAAGGCUUUCUGAAGCGAAGUGAAGCAUUUGUGUUAGAAAUAUAUAUAUAUAUACUUAUUGAACCAAAUUUCUAGCUUCCACUAAGUGUCAUACACAUAUUCACGAGAGAGCGGAGAGAGGAUAGGUGUAGCCAGUUUUAUUUGCAGCACAAGAAAACCAGUCACCUUUUGACCAUUCUUCUUUACAAAUCCUCGUUUUGUGCUUUUAAUUCAUUACUGCUGUUUUGUUUUAUUUUGAUCUCUCCUCUUACCAGAGCUUAUGGUAUGUCUGCGUCCUACACGUCAUCCACAGGCCACUCUCUCGUGAACACACAUAUGACAGUUAGCAGAAGCAUGAGAUUACAGUUCAUAAAGUUUAAAAUAUGGGUAUUUUUCUUUCACAAAUGAUUCAUUAAGGUCUUUAUUAACCUCUCAGAGCCGUGUGGAGUACUUUUUAUGAUGGAUGGAUGCACUUUUUGCUUCAAAAUCUUGACUGCCAUUCACUGCCAUUAUAAAGUUUGGAAGAGACAGGACGUUUUUAAAAUACAACUCCGACUCCAUUCACCUGAAGGAUGAAAGUCAUAUACACCUCUCCACUCAGAUAAAAGAAGAUUUACGGAUGAACUGGUGGCUCAGUUGGACUCUUGUCAUUUCAAAAAGUGAAAAGACAUCAGUUUUUUGUAUGUCGCCAUCACUGAUAUUACUUUAGUCACUGUCACUGUGGUUACUGAUAAGGAACAAAGGUUUGAUUUGUUUGGUUCGCUGCGCAUUGAUAGACAGUAUUUGAGACGCUACUGUAAGUCGCUGUGUGACUGGGACAUUUUUAGAAGUACAUGCGGUUGUCAAUCCCAAAAACUGAUAGUGUGAAGGUAUCUUAAAUUAUUCUUUCACAUUGAUGCUAAACAUACUGUUUUCAUCUUUUUCCGUAUUAUUGAAGCUAGAUUUUAAUGUGUACAGAUUGGCCCCAUACACCUUCCACUGUAAAACUAAUUUUAAUUUGACAUUUUAAAGAAAGGUUUAACUUGCAUUGAACCUGGAUGUAAAUUUUGUGUUUGCAAAUAUGCCUGCUGAUUAAAGAUAAUGUACUUACAGAAGACCAGAAAUCACCUGUUGGGAGAAGUGCUAGUGAGCUAUUUUUUAAUUCACAGUUACACCAGUUUACUCCAGGGAGAGUAAUUUUAUUUGAAUAUGGCAUAGAAUAAGGAAUAUUGUGAAGUGUUUGUACAGAGUUUUAAACAUGGUUCAUAUUGAAUAUAUGCUGGAUUAUAUUUUAAUUUCAA
Carassius auratus (goldfish) is the source of this 4286-nucleotide messenger RNA. RefSeq names its product interleukin 6 receptor (gene il6r). NCBI's taxonomy places the organism in Eukaryota, Metazoa, Chordata, Actinopteri, Cypriniformes, Cyprinidae. Gene Ontology annotation, cellular component: membrane; external side of plasma membrane. Gene Ontology annotation, molecular function: protein binding; cytokine receptor activity. The record is from RefSeq and is a predicted model, not a curated record. The coding region runs from base 455 to 2233 and encodes 592 amino acids. Gene Ontology annotation, biological process: immunoglobulin mediated immune response; cytokine-mediated signaling pathway. The transcript is spliced from 10 exons.